Messenger RNA from Durusdinium trenchii, 1374 nucleotides. Lineage: Eukaryota; Dinophyceae; Suessiales; Symbiodiniaceae. The record is from the annotation of a GenBank genome assembly.
AGCCGUUUCUGCAAGUAGAUGGACAGUUGCUCCAUUGUUAAUGAGAGGCCUGCUUUGACAAGCGGCCGAUGGAGGCGGAAACGCCAGGAGGAGCAGAUGCUCCAAAGCCAAAGGACACAAAGGACAAGUCCGUGGAUGAACAAAUUCAGGAUGCACUUGAAGCAAUGCUGUCCAAGAAAAGUUUGGUCAAAGACCAGUUCUUGGCAAGCAAGAUGAAUCCACAGAUGUACAUUCCUAUUUCUGUUCUGCUGCAGCAUGACCGCUUGCAAAGCUUGCGAGCUACGCAGAUGCAGGUGGCAGCUGCAGCUGCAAAGUCGAAACGAUUGGGAGUGGAUGACCAAAGAACCAUGGUUCGCCCAGUAUUCAAGUCCAAAAGGCACAUUGUAAUUCUUCGAGAUUUGCCUGAUGGUACGACAGAGGAAGAGAUCCUGAGCCUUUUCUCAACUGGCCCAUAUGCUGAAAAUGUGGUGAGUGUCAAGCCAGAGGUGAACAACACCUGGUUUGUGAAGUUCGUCGAUGAAGUUGCCCCAGAAGUUGUCCUGUGGCUGCGGUCGCAGACUUUCAAGGGCAAGCCGGUGAAUGCAGCCAUCAAGUCAGAGCACUUCUUGCGCAGCUUUUUUCCUGUAAACCAAAGCAUGGGCUUUGUGCCCCCAGGGUUGCCUCCAAUGGAUGAAGGAGAUGUGCAUCCCAUGCAUGGCUUUCCUCCAGCUCCGUUUCCUGGUGGCAAAGGCGCCGGUUGUCCAGAUUUCAUGCCACCUCCUGGUAUGAUGCCUCCAAUGCAAAUGGGGAUGCCUUAUGAGAUGCCUGUGGAGCCCAACAUGCAAUUUGGCCUGCAAUCUCCAGGCUUUUGGAAGCCUUGGGGCAGUCGCCACAGACAACCACCGCUGACUUUUUCGCCUGACUGCCCUCGAAUUGGUAAUGAUCAGGUAGCUCCUCAAAUGGAAUCCUGGGGAACAGGUGCUCCCAGCAAGGGAAAGAGCAAAGGAAAGGAAGAUUUUAGCAAAGGGAAGUCGAAGAAAGGGAAAGGAACGUCUGGGAAGUGGAGCAUCGACUGGGAGGACUCAGCACCGCCUGGCUACAAGGGCAUCAAGGGCAAGCCAAGCUGGUAUGAUGAGUCCGAGGAUGUCGCGCAAGUUGUGCCCCUGGAUGACAGAAUCAGGCCUCCAAGAGAGAGGAAGGCAUCGGAUGUCAAAGCCCCAAAGAUGAAAUGGGCUGUGAAAUCUGGCGGAGAAAGUGGUUGAGCGCUCUUGUUACUCCGCGAUGCAGGCCAUUGAUUUUGCCGAAUGCUACGCAGAAGAUCGGUUUCACCUAGACAGGGUUCGAAACAGCUUCAAGUGAAGUUGACAUCUCUUAAAGGGCUUGCAAGCGUAGAAC